Molecule: messenger RNA, 1530 nt
Organism: Oryza sativa Japonica Group (Japanese rice)
Lineage: Eukaryota; Viridiplantae; Streptophyta; Magnoliopsida; Poales; Poaceae
Source: RefSeq, a predicted model, not a curated record
UGAGAGCUGGAGCCUGGACCUGGAGGAGCGGUGCGUUCUCCUUCUCCCUCCCCGGCCCCUAGCCGCCGCACCCCCACCCUCGCCCGCCUCUCGCCGUCGCCGGAACGGAAAAUCAUGGGCGCGGAGGCAGAGCACCGCAUGUCUCCCUCCCCCGCUCCCGCUCCCGCUCCCCCUACCCCUGUUGGGAGGACCGACGGCGACGCCCCUCCCAUGGUGCUGGGCCUGCAGCUGUCGGCGCUCAUCGACCACGUCGCGCGCGUCGACUGGUCCCUCCUCAACCGCAUCCCCGGCGACCGCGGCGGUUCACAGCAGGUCUGUAUUGAGGAGUUGAAUCAUAUUCUGGCUGAAGUGAAUGCUCAAAUCCUCCCUUGCCGUGAUGACCUUUCUUCAAUAAGGACUAUAGCCGGUGGUAGUGUCGCCAACACAAUUCGAGGUCUCUCAGCAGGUUUUGGGAUAUCAACUGGAAUAAUUGGAGCUUGUGGAGAUGACAGCCAGGGCGUUUUGUUUGUCAGCAACAUGAGCUUUAGUGGAGUAGACCUCACAAGAUUAAGGACAAAAAAGGGGCACACUGCUCAGUGUGCAUGCUUGGUCGAUGCAAGUGGCAAUCGCACCAUGCGCCCUUGCCUAUCUAGUGCAGUCAAGCUCCAGGCCAACGAGUUCAAAAAGGAGGACUUCAAAGGCUCCAAGUGGUUGGUUGUACGAUAUGCAAGACAGAACAUGGAACAGAUCCUUGAAGCUAUUAGGAUUGCUAAACAAGAAGGUCUCUCAGUAUCAUUGGAUUUGGCUAGUUUUGAGAUGGUUCGUGACUAUAGGACACAACUCAUUGACCUUUUGGAAACUGGCAACAUUGACCUUUGCUUUGCCAAUGAGGAUGAAGCUAGAGAGCUUCUAGGGGGAGAGCUGACAUUUGAUCCAGAGGAGGCACUUGCUUUCUUGGCCAAGUACUGUAAAUGGGCCGUGGUGACCCUAGCUUCUAAGGGAUGCAUAGCGAAGCAUGGGAAGCAGGUGGUUCAAGUGGCGGCAACCGGGGAGAGUAAUGCGGUGGACGCGACGGGGGCGGGGGAUCUGUUUGCGAGCGGGUUCCUGUACGGGUUGGUGAAAGGGCUGGCAUUGGAGGAGUGCUGCAAGGUAGGGGCGUGCAGCGGUGGGUCAGUGGUGAGGGCUCUGGGCGGGGAGGUGAGGCCGGAGAACUGGCAGUGGAUGUACAAGCAGAUGAACGCCAGUGGCCUGCUGCUCCCUGACCUCAAGAACUGAAGAAAAAGAAAAAAGGGCUUGCCUUUUACUUGUCAAGCUUCCAAGAAAGAAACAAAGAUUCAGACCAUGGUCAUUGAUGGCUUGAUUGUUUGUUAGUUAGACCUCCUAUGCUCGGUUUCUUUCUUUGUUUCUUAAUUUGUGAGAUGAGAUGAAUGGAAUGGAUGGUGGUAACCUGCACUGCACUACAAGUCUCGCUGAUUAUUCAAUUUGCUCGAGAAAACUCAUAUAUAUAUAUAUAGUAUAAUAAAGUAACAUAAAAGUUUGGAUGUAUGAAAA